Molecule: messenger RNA, 1401 nt
Organism: Manihot esculenta (cassava)
Lineage: Eukaryota; Viridiplantae; Streptophyta; Magnoliopsida; Malpighiales; Euphorbiaceae
Product: probable prolyl 4-hydroxylase 6
Exons: 8
Coding region: 242-1183 (313 amino acids)
Biological process (GO): peptidyl-proline hydroxylation to 4-hydroxy-L-proline
Cellular component (GO): endoplasmic reticulum
Molecular function (GO): iron ion binding; procollagen-proline 4-dioxygenase activity; L-ascorbic acid binding
Source: RefSeq, a predicted model, not a curated record
GGGCGCCCAUUAACUCUUGUCUUUAAUAACACAAUUCUCUCUCUAGACUUUUAAGCCCAUGCGAGUUAACCCCGUUCGUUGAUUUCUACUCACCUCUCCACUUUUUUCUCUGUUCUUUCUUUCGUUUUCUUCCCGGCCAAACACUUCUAUCCCCUGCAAUAAAACAAGCAUCUGAUCAUUUUUUUAUUCUUUGUCUUGAUUUUUGUUUUAGAAAAAAAAAUUUUAACCUCUCCCUCUCCUGAUGAAAUCUCAUAAUUUGAUCGUCCUUUCCCUUUGCUUCCUCGUACUUUUCCCCUGUUUUUCGUUUUCUUCCGAUCAAAUCCCUGGAUGGGUCGGUGAAAACAGAAUACUGAAAAAAGGUAUAUUAUCUAAUGCGGUUGAUCCCACUCGAGUCAUUCAGCUCUCUUGGCAUCCCAGGGCCUUCAUUUACAAGGGAUUUUUGUCAAAUGAGGAGUGUGAUCAUCUAAUUAAUUUGGCUAGGGAUAACCUUGAGAAAUCAAUGGUGGCUGAUAAUGAAUCUGGGAAGAGUGUAGAGAGUGAAGUGAGAACAAGCUCUGGCAUGUUUCUUAGCAAAGCUCAGGAUGAAAUUGUUGCUGAUAUUGAGGCCAGGAUUGCUGCGUGGACUUUCCUUCCAGUAGAAAAUGGUGAAUCUAUCCAAAUACUGCACUAUGAGAAUGGUCAGAAGUAUGAGCCCCAUUUUGAUUAUUUUCAUGACAAGGCUAAUCAAGAGCUGGGUGGCCACCGGGUUGCAACUGUCCUGAUGUAUUUAUCCAAUGUUGAGAGGGGAGGGGAAACAGUGUUCCCCAAUGCAGAGGCAAAAAUGUCUCAACCGAAGGAUGAUAGCAUGUCUGACUGUGCUAAAAAUGGCUAUACAGUGAAACCCUUCAAGGGUGACGCUUUGCUGUUCUUCAGUCUACAUCCUGAUGCAACUACUGAUCCAAUGAGCUUGCAUGGCAGCUGCCCGGUUAUCGAGGGUGAGAAGUGGUCUGCAACCAAAUGGAUCCAUGUGAGAGCUUUCGAGAAAUCUCUGAUUCAAUCAAAAACUGGAGAUUGUGUUGAUGAGAAUGAGAACUGCAGUUUAUGGGCAAAGGCAGGUGAGUGUGAGAAGAACUCUCUGUAUAUGGUGGGUUCUAACAAUGCUGAUGGCUAUUGUAGGAAAAGCUGCAAUGUAUGCACAUCCUAGGAUGUUCCCUUCCCACUUUUCACUUAUUAGUUCUUUACGGAUUGAGGAUUCAUACAUCAAAGCUGUAGAUAACAAGUUGUGCUGAUGUGGCACAACAGGUAUUCAUUUUUAUAAAAACUGUUAUCAAUCCUUGGUAAUGUCAAAGUCAAUUGUCAAAAUUUAAAGUUAUAUUAACAUAUUCUUCUAAUUUAAACUCAGUUUUACUUUUACUUUUUAUA